CCAGCGAGAGACGAUGCGUCUUUCUCCGCAGCCGACUCGUGUCUUCCACAUCGUUCUCGACCCUCCAGCACCCGCCACGCGGCCACCGCUAUCCCACCUAGCCUCCCCACUCUCGGCGCUCACAUGUAUCUGCGCCGCCGAUUUAUAAGCUCGAGCGCCGUCGUCACUCGUCACCGCCGCAGGCCGCAGCAAAGGACUAAGGAAGGGAGUGGCACCGAUAGAGAUCGAGUUGGCAAACCAUCAGAGAGAGGAUGGCAACGGCACGAGCUCUCCGCCUCGUGGCAUCGAGGCCGUCCGCCACCCACCGCAGCCUCCUGGCCGUGCACCGCCGCCUCCUAUCCGCCGCCUCGACGGAAUCCGGUGGCGCGGGUGAUGCGGCCGUGUACUCCGGCGACGCGCCGAGCGACGACUACACCGAACGUGCCCCGAGGUCCUCCGGCGCAGAGGCGGCCACCAAAGGCGGCCACGGCAAGCACGCGCCAUCGGCGCCCGGCGGCAAGGAGCGCGUCCCGCCGUUCGCACCCUCGGGGGGGAAGCUGGGGUCCCAGGAGCUCGCGGACCCGACGGGAGCCUCGUCGUUCACGCAGAAGCGGCGGGUGUCGUCCGGGCCCGGCGCCGCGGCGCGGGACGCGCGCGAGGAGGCGACGCCCGGCGGCGAGGAGUCCGCGGCGCGGAAGGUGAGGGAGGAGGACAGGGAGUACUACCGGACGCACAAGCCGUCGCCGCUGGCGGAGGUGGAGUUCGCGGACACCAGGAAGCCCAUCACGCGCGCCACGGACGGCGGCGCGUCGGACCGGGACGCGGACGUGCCGGCCCGGACGGUGGAGGACACGGUGGACGACUCGCUGGCGCGCGCCGAGGCCAUGUUCCGGGAGGCCGCGUCGCGGGGGAACCCCGAGUGGCCGCACUCCCGCGCGCUCGCCGAGAUGCUGGCGCGCCGCCAGCAAGAGCAAGGGGACGGCGAUGGGAGCAGCCGCGCGUCCUGGGGCAGCUAAAAUUUUGAUUUUGGAAAUGUAGGACGCCGUGUAAAAUCUUGACUGUGCAUCUGGACUCUGUAAAUAUGACGGAAUAAAGAUGGCUUUCGUGU
Molecule: messenger RNA, 1087 nt
Organism: Setaria italica (foxtail millet)
Lineage: Eukaryota; Viridiplantae; Streptophyta; Magnoliopsida; Poales; Poaceae
Exons: 1
Coding region: 252-995 (247 amino acids)
Source: RefSeq, a predicted model, not a curated record